Molecule: messenger RNA, 2462 nt
Organism: Cyprinus carpio (common carp)
Lineage: Eukaryota; Metazoa; Chordata; Actinopteri; Cypriniformes; Cyprinidae
Gene: tfr2
Product: transferrin receptor 2
Exons: 13
Coding region: 71-2059 (662 amino acids)
Biological process (GO): endocytic iron import into cell
Cellular component (GO): external side of plasma membrane
Source: RefSeq, a predicted model, not a curated record
AGUAGUGCUCUAGGAUCAGUGUCUGGUCUCGUCCACAGCGUUCCUGCUGGGAUACGUGGCGUUCCGUGGAAUGUGUCGUCUGUGCGGGAACGAUGGUGAGCUGAUUCCUCUGAGCGACGCGGCGGGAGCUCAACACGCGCCCGAGGGAGGCGUCAUGUACAUGGCAGAGCUCAGAGAGAUGCUGAAGAAAUACCUGACGGAGGAGAGGAUUGAGAGCACACUCAGGCGUGUGAGCCGGGCGUCUCAUCCUCCGGGCUCUUCAGAAGGAAACGCGGUGGCCAGAGAAAUCCUGCAGAACCUCAGAACCUGCGCAUGGACCCACCUGGACCGACUCGCACUACCGCCACGCUGCAGUUUCCCCUCCAGAGUGAAGCGUCUGCCUGCCAUUCUAUCAACCACCUCCUCAUCAAACAACAACACUGCCCUGCUCCCACAACACGAAGCAGCCAAAAACCUCUUCUGGUUGGUCGAUUCCGAGGGGGAGGAGCUCGAGGAGAUUCCGCUGGACAGCGAGGGAUACUGCGCCUACAGCGCCACCGGAACGGCCACGUAUCAUCAAACCUUUGCUAAAGUUAGACCACGACUGCAUGUUUGUUCUCUGAAUGGUGUUAAAAUGUUCCUGGAAAUAGUUCACAGUCAUUUCCUGUCACCGCAGGUGCAUCUGGGCUCCGGGGACCCGUUCACACCUGGAUUUCCCUCCUUUAACCACACCCAGUUCCCAUCCACCCAGUCCUCAGGCCUGCCAAUCAUCCCGGCUCAGCCAAUCAGCGCCAACGUUGCUUCCAAACUGCUCAGUCAGCUGUCCGGCUCCAGUUGUCCGCGGGGUUGGCAGGGCCGGCUGCCGUACGUUCAGUGUGUUUUGGGGCCGGGCUUCACGGGGCCCGGCGAGCGCAGGGUGAAGAUGGCCGUCUAUAACACCAUGAAGCCGGUGCUGCUCAACAACAUCUUCGCCUCCAUCGAGGGCAAAAUCGAACCCGAUCACUAUAUCAUCAUCGGGGCCCAGAGGGACUCGUGGGGCCCCGGAGCCGUGAAGUCUGGUGUGGGAACGGCCCUCCUGAUGGAGCUGGCCAGAACCUUCAGCAACAUGGUGGAAAACGGCUUUUCCCCCAGACGCAGUUUGCUCUUCGCCACAUCUGAUAUAGAAGAGAUUGGGAAUCAGUGUGACUCUCUGUAUUUUCAGGGUUAUCUGACCAUGUUGCACCUGAAAGCAGUGGCAUAUUUCAGUCUGGAUCAGGCAAUACUGGGUGAUGAUAUCCUCUCAGUCUACUCCAGUCCUCUGCUCGCUGAUCUCAUCGAAGGAGCCAUCAAACAAGUGGAGCAUCCCAAACACACGGGUCAGUCGAUUCUGUCUCUGGUGCAGCGGCAGGGCGGCUGGAGGAACAUAGUGAAGCCGUUGUAUCUGAACAGCGGCGCGUACAGUUUCACAGCGUUCGGAGGAGUUCCUGCCAUGCAGCUGCAUUUCACUGAAGACGCUCGUUCGUACCCGUUCGUCAACACUCAGCUGGACAGCGUGGGUCGGCUGCAGGAGCUUCUUCAGGGUCGUCUGGGGUCGGUGGGUCGAGCUGUAGCUGAGCUGGUGGGUCUGAUGGUCCUCAAACUGUCCCAUGAUCAGAUCCUACCACUGGACGUCACCUGCUACAGCAACACAGUGCAGCAACUCAGCUCCAAACUCAACCAGCACACCGCACAGCUACAGUGGGUUUUCAGCGCUCGAGGUGAUUACAGCAGAGCCGCCAAAAACCUGCAUGAGGCCAUAAAGAACAGCGACAUCCAGGACGAGAGACUCGCCAGACUCUACAACACACGCAUUAUGAGGGUGGAGUACUACUUCCUGUCGCAGUACGUGUCGGUGGUGGAGACGCCGUUCCGUCACGUGUUUAACGGCCGCGGCGAUCACACUCUGAGCGCUCUGGCCGAUCACGUGUCGCUCCUGCGCUCCGCGCCGCACCUGUUCAACGAGGCGCGUUUCCGCCGGCAGCUGGCGCUCUUCACCUGGACGCUGCAGGGCGCCGCGAACGCGCUCAGCGGAGACGUCUGGAACAUCGACAACCCGCUCUAGAGCUCCAGACACGGCCUUCGGCGUCUAUUUAUCAACUCGAGUCUGCUCAACACGUUUCUAGUGAUGUUCCAGAGACCACUGAACAUCAUCUCCUCGUAAAUUAAUUGUUAAUUAACAGUUAUGAUUGAGAAGAGAUUCUUUUUUUGUUACCAAGUGAUAAUGAGACUCUUAUGAAUGUGAGCAGUAAUUAUCGAGAGCAGUGACUCUCAUAAUUAUGACAGUCGUACUGUCGUCCAAUCAAGAAGCAGCAUCUGCUAUCAAUCGACUCUGUGCUGUCCCGUGACCUCAGUUUUCUGAUUAGUUAGCUGAUCAUCUGUAUUGAUCAGAUAUCGAUUAGAUUCUUAUGAAUGUACGCACGUGCUGUAUGGUGCACUUCAAUAAAAAUGUGUUACUUUUGUGUCAA